GGGAGGAGGAGGAGGAGGAGGAGAAGCGACGGAGGAGUGUGGGCGGCGGCGGCGGCGGCGAGAUGAAGGGGGGCACGGUCCAGAUCAAUUGGCACGAGACCAAGCCCGUCCUAACCCUAGAUUUCCACCCCAUCUCCGGCCUCCUCGCCACCGGCGGCGCCGAUUUCGACAUCAAGCUUUGGCUUUUAGUUUGCGAAGAGCAGAAGAAAGGUCCUGUAGCAGCCUAUCAGGACAGUCUCACGUACCACAGCUCUGCUGUAAAUAUCCUGCGCUUUUCUCCAUCAGGGGAAUUACUGGCCUCUGGUGCUGAUGGAGGAGAGCUGAUCUUAUGGAAGUUGCACAUAGGUGAAGCUGGUCAGACGUGGAAAGUUCUCAAGACAUUAUCGUUUCAUCGGAAGGACGUUUUGGACCUUGAAUGGUCUAAAGAUAGUGCAUUUCUGAUUUCAGGAUCAGUUGAUAAUUCUUGCAUUAUUUGGGAUGUUAAUAAAGGAUCAGUUCGUCAGAUUUUGGAUGCUCAUUUGCAUUAUGUUCAGGGGGUCGCAUGGGAUCCAUUGGCUAAAUAUGUGGCUUCUCUCAGUUCAGAUAGGACCUGUCGAAUUUAUGUCAAUAAGCCUCAGAUAAAAGGAAAGAGUUCAGAGAAGAUGAAUUAUGUCUGUCACCAUGUUGUCUCCAAGGUAGAACCCCAGCAACCAGAUGAUUCAAGGCCUGUGAAAAGUCAUCUCUUUCAUGAUGAGACAUUACCAUCAUUCUUUCGAAGAUUAGCCUGGGCACCAGAUGGAUCCUUUUUACUUGUGCCUGCUGGUUCUUACAAAUUAUUGCCUUCAGCAGAACCUGUAAAUACUGCUUACGUAAUUUCUAGAAGAGAUCUUUCAAGACCUGCUAUACAGCUCCCUGGAGCUAGCAAACCUGUUGUUGCAGUUCGUUUCUGUCCUGUGGUAUUUAAUCUUCGAGGAUCCAACUCUGCUGGGUUUUUCAAGCUCCCUUAUCGCAUUGUUUUUGCCGUGGCUACUUUGAAUUCCUUGUACAUCUAUGACACGGAAAGUGUCCCACCAAUAGCAGUUUUGGCUGGUCUUCACUAUGCAGCUGUAACUGAUAUUGCAUGGUCUCCAGAUGCCCAUUUCUUAGCACUUUCUUCUCAAGACGGCUAUUGUACCUUGUUGGAAUUUGAAAAUAAUGAAUUGGGGUCCCCUGCCUUCAUAUCAGCGGAGAAUAUUGUGGAGGAAAAGAAAAUUGAUGAGCAGAAGGCGGAGGUUUCAAUUGAAUCUACUACCAGUGACGAAAACAUGAAGGCUCAGGCAGACAAGGGAGAUGUUAAGGAGGUGUCUCCUACUGUAACGAGCUCUUCUGUCUCAAAUAAGCAGGCCAAGAGGCGCAUUACUCCAAUGGCAAUUGAUUAGACAUAAAUUGUAAAUGUUUUUUUGUAUAAGUAUGUUUUAUUUGAUUACCUUAUGUUACAUCCACAUUGCUUCCAAUGGCAUAUGGAGAAAAAGUUACUACUCA
Molecule: messenger RNA, 1500 nt
Organism: Syzygium oleosum
Lineage: Eukaryota; Viridiplantae; Streptophyta; Magnoliopsida; Myrtales; Myrtaceae
Product: chromatin assembly factor 1 subunit FAS2
Exons: 12
Coding region: 63-1397 (444 amino acids)
Biological process (GO): DNA replication-dependent chromatin assembly; nucleosome assembly
Cellular component (GO): CAF-1 complex; nucleus
Molecular function (GO): protein binding
Source: RefSeq, a predicted model, not a curated record